GACGAAGUCAACGACAUAUGGCUUGAUGGCGGCAGGUGAAGCUGAGGUGCGACCUUGAAGAUGGAUCAGGCUGAGGCGGCGCGUAGCCUGUGCAAGGGGUGAAAAGGGGUGCAGUCUGCACUCUGUGGACCACCAUGCCAGAUAAAUUGCCAGAGGCGCAGGCAAUGAUGAGAAGCAAGUUGCUGCGACUUCUAACAAGGGACUAGAGGCCUCGUCUUGGUAAUCCUUAAUGAGGUCCACUCUGUUUCUGAUUUUGAAGUUGCUUAUGUCCGUCAGAAGUCAGCGCUGCCAACGCAUCUGGACAUCUGAAGAUGUCUCGCCCGGCGGUGGUGCUGCAAGAUGUAGCCUCGAAGGAGGAGCACAGGCUCCCCCUGUAUUAUGUUGAAGAGAUGGAGGGUCAAGUGAUGGGACACCUUUCUUGGGACUGUGUUCUAAAGGCAUUCAAAGCCAGUGAAAUUGAGAUAGAGGGGAAAUGUCUACCCUCAGUUUUCAAGUCGGGAAUUAGGGCAGGGUUGACCAGAGAUUGGUUCCAUUCUGGCACCGUCGUAAAAGUAAACGUUGAGAAGGAGGAUGAAUGGCCCCAGCUGAUUGCAUCCGGACUUGAUAGCUUCCGGGGACUUCUGAAGCAGGCGCAUGUAACGUGCAUAGAUCCUGAAGUGAUGGAAACAAUUGCCCGGCAUCUUCCUUGGCACAUGUUAGUGGCUUACACGCCUGGCCUGGCUCUGGACCUCUACGAGCGAGCACAACUGAUUCCGGGCGAGUCAACGCGAACGCACCUGCUAGCACAGCAUGGAGUAAGAGUGGGCGGUCCAUUCUUCUGGGGAAAUUGGAACUGUGCCUACACCGUCGAGGAUUGGUCGCCCUCGUUGCUGCAGGGCGUCGAUCGCCAAGGCCGGCCGCGCGUCGUAAAGUUCCUGCGCGCGAGCGUGCCAAGCGACGGUUCGGAGCAGCCAGGCGGUUCGGAAGCGCGCGCGUGCCGCGCCCUGCUGCCUGAGGCAAAGUGGGAAGGGAUCCCCCUGAUCGACGCAGAGGUGCUGGAAUUGACACUGCCCGAAAUGGACCGGUCAACGGACCGCCCGCCGGGCCGUUACGCAGUUCUUGUGUGUCAGCAGUACUGCGUUUCGGUCGCUUCGAUUCUGCAGCUGCCGGAGGUGGCGAUCGAGAGAGAAGCUCGGAGUAUGAUUACGGCUCUUUCUUACAUGCACAACAAGGGGUUAGUACAUAUGGACGUUAAGAGCGAGAACGUCUUCAUCGACGCGGACGGGCGGUGGUUCCUGGGAGACUUCGGGUCCACUGUCCCCGUUGGCGCACCUGUGGUUUCUACCACAAGAUGGUUUACUGCGUUUGACUUGUUCGGAUCACCCGCGAAGGAAGAGUACGACUGGUACAUGUUGGCCGUCAUGCUGGCAGUCGAACUAGACAAGGAUGAUUGGAGGGACCGCCUGAUUGUAGGCUCCCAUACUCCACCGGCUAAGCUUGUGGCCGCCUUGCAAGUGGCCAAGAGCCCAACUCUCCUCAACCUCAUCAAGGAGAUCCUUCAACUCGCGGGUGUGUCAAACAGCUGAUAAGUUUGCCUUGGAAUGAACCUGAUUCUUGUUGGAUUCUGGUCAGGUAGUCAAGUCAUUGUUCCAGCCAUAUCACAUUCCGAGGCACAUUCGUCAGACUGGUCAGACGGUAUGCCUUUUCGUCCG
Messenger RNA from Klebsormidium nitens, 1691 nucleotides. Lineage: Eukaryota; Viridiplantae; Streptophyta; Klebsormidiophyceae; Klebsormidiales; Klebsormidiaceae. The record is from the annotation of a GenBank genome assembly.